AGCGGUGGUGGAGGGGGUGUGCCUUCAGGUUUCUUCCUAAUCCUGACUCAGGUCAAAGGAGAGCUGACAGCCCAGGAAAGGAACAAAUUUUCUAUUUUGUACAUACAUUGUUUUGUAUAUACUGUAUAUGAUGACUUCGGUGGGCAGUGAACGUACCCGGGGCACUCGGGACAAAACACAAAUUUCAGCCACACAGCCAACACAACCACAGAAACAAGUAGUACAGGCAACAGCAGAACAGAUUCGCCUUGCUCAGAUGAUCUAUGAUAAGAAUGAUGCAGACUUUGAAGAUAAAGUGAAACAACUUAUGGAAGUGACGGGGAAAAACCAGGAUGAGUGCAUAGUGGCACUACAUGACUGUAAUGGGGACGUGAACAGAGCAAUCAACAUACUGCUGGAAGGAAGUUCGGACACAACUUCUUGGGAGACUGUAGGGGGAAAGAAGAAAAGCCUUGGAAAGGAAAGUUCAGAAAACAAAGAGAACAGAGAAAAACGAGGGGACAGAGAAGUGAGUCGUGGACGGGGAAGUUCCAACAGACGGGGAAGAGGAGGCAGCCGUGGCCGAGAGUUUAGAGCUGAAGAGAAUGGAGUGGACAACAAUCAAGGGGACAGGCCUUCAGACCGCGGGAAACGUGGCCGUGGGAGAGGCUUUGGACGUGGCAGAGGGAGAGGAGCGGGGAGGUUUUCAGCCCAAGGCAUGGGGACAUUUAACCCUGCAGACUAUACGGAGUCUUCUGCCACUGAUGGCUUUGGGACAAAAUCUGAGAUUUGGGAGACUGGUCAGAAUGAUGCAGAUGAUGGAACUGGAGCAUGGAAAAAUUCCAUAGAAGAAUGGACAGCAGAAGACUGGAAUGAAGAUCUUUCUGAAACAAAGGUCUUUACUGCUUCCUCUGUUCCAGCUGAGAAUCAUGUCACUCCUGGGCAAAGCAUUGAUUUGGUAACACUGCUUCAAAAGCCUGUGACUUCCACCCAAGAAACAGAAGGCAACUCAUUUGAGGCUCCCCAGCAGCAGACCUUUGGCCAAGCCCUAGUCUUCACAAAUUCUCAGCAUAGCACGCAGAUGGCAUCAGGAACUGGCAGCUCCAGUGCUGUAAACUCCUUUUCUCCUCAGAGUCUGUCUGCAGUUCUCUGUUCUGGCUUUGGAGAACUUGGAUCCUCUAAACUGGCGAACUCUACUGGAUCCCAAAUCUUGGACCAGUUGAAAUCUCCAGGUUUGGGUCAGUUUACCUCUCAACAAAACAAUAGUAGCUCUACCACCACUACCACGACUACCACAUCAUCUUGGGAUCUAAAGCCCCCCAUUUCUCAGUCUUCAGUCCUUAGUCAGUUUGACUUCAAAUCCCAGCCUGAACCAUCUCCAGUUCUGAGCCAGCUGACUCAACGACAGCAGCAACAAACACAGGCAGUCCCUGUUCCUCCUCCUGGGUUGGAGUCCUUCUCCUCCCAGGUGAAGCUCCGAGAGCCGUCGCCAGUAGACGCCUCUACAGCUGUUAGCAAAAUGUUGCAGCUCCCCAGCAUAUCUAUGGAUAACCAGGCAGUGACUGCCCAUCAAACCCAGCAGAAACAGAUGAAACCACAAAAGCGGAGGAUAACUCCGGCAUCCAAGAUUCCUGCCUCUGCAGUGGAGAUGCCUGGAUCAGCUGAUGUGACGGGGUUAAAUGUUCAGUUUGGAGCUCUGGAGUUUGGGUCAGAGCCUGCACUCCCAGAGUUUGGAUCAACUUCAAGCAACGAGAAUACCAGCCAGACAACCAACAAUAGCUUGUACUCAAAAUCUGUAAAUGAUCCUUUGAAUACCUCUUUGACAAUAUCCAAUACAGUACAGGAGUCCACCUACACAACCUCUGCCAUCACCUCUUCCAGUCUGACCUGCUCAUCCCAGAGCACUAGCCCAGUAACAACAACGUCCUCCUAUGACCAGAGUUCUGUGCAUAGUAGAAUAGCGUACCAAAGCUCCAUGGCUCCAUCUGAAUCAACCCCUGUUGCAGUUACGAAUGGGCACAGUGGUGUUCGAACACAGCCAACUCUUGACACUACUUCAUCAGUUCCAGCGUCUAAGACAGAGCCCUCUCCCUCUCUACCUUCUGCUGGUUCACUGCCUAGCGUGGUGUCCACCACUGCUUCGCUUCUGCCUUCAGCAUCACAGCACUCAGCAGCGUUGCCCAGCUUGCCUCAGUCCAGUGAUUUGGCCAACAGCUCACUGUCCCAGUUAAGCAGCUCCCUUUCCAAUCAUCAGAGCAGCCUUUCCCCUGCCUCAGUGUUGUCUUCAAGCACAUCACAUGCACACACUAGUGUUGAGAACACAACUUCGCUCCAGCCCUCAACAACCUUUUCAACUGCUUCAACCUCAGCCACUAGCACCACCUCUUCGGUUGUCAGCAUGGCAAGCAAUAUGAACACUACAAACAGCCUUGGCCUGAGCGUUACCAGUGUGUCUAUACCAGCUGCUACUACACGGGCAGCUCCCUUAGUAUCUUCAGGCAAAGCUCCCCCAAACUUGCCCCAAGGUGUACCACCCUUGCUGCAUAACCAGUAUAUUGUGGGACCUGGAGGACUUCUGCCUGCCUACCCACAGAUUUAUGGUUAUGAUGAUCUCCAGAUGCUUCAAUCCAGGCUGCCAAUGGAUUACUAUGGAAUUACAUUCCCUGCUCCUGCAACCUUAACAGGCAGAGACGGGAGCCUUGCUAACAACCCAUACUCAGGUGAUGUAACAAAAUUUGGUCGUGGGGAUUCUGCCUCCCCUGCUCCUGCUACCACGCUAGCCCAGCCGCAGCAGAACCAGACGCAGACGCACCAUACAACUCAGCAGCCCUUCCUCAACCCUACCCUGCCCCCAGGGUACAGCUAUACUGGAUUACCUUACUAUGCUGGUGUGCCAGGUGUACCCAGUGCGUUCCAGUAUGGGCCAACCAUGUUUGUACCUCCAGCAUCCGCUAAGCAGCAUGGAGUCAAUCUGAACACUGCUUCGACUCCUUUCCAGCAAGCGAGUGGCUAUGGACAGCAUGGUUAUGGAGCAGGCUAUGAUGACUUAACGCAGGGAACGGCAGCUGGAGAUUACAGCAAAGGAGGCUACAGUGGGUCAUCUCAAGCACAAAACAAAUCUGCUGGCACUGGACCUGGGAAAGGUGUUUCUGUGACCUCAAGUAACACAGGUGUGCCUGAUAUCAGUGGCUCAGUCUAUAACAAGACUCAGACGUUUGACAAGCAGGGAUUCCACGCUGGCACACCACCUCCUUUCAGCCUGCCAUCUGCUCUCGGAUCUACUGGGCCCUUGAACCCUGGUGCUGCCCCAGGUUAUGCUCCAGCCCCUUUUCUCCAUAUCCUGCCUGCACAUCAGCAGCCUCAUUCCCAGAUGCUGCAUCACCAUCUUCAGCAAGAUGGGCAGGGUGGAUCUGGCCAGCGCAAUCAACCCAGCACCAUGCAGCAAAAGUCUCAGGCUACCAAAACCGCCUACGGCACUUCUCCAUACUGGACAAACUAAAUCCAAAACCAGGGAGGGGGAAGAGAAUGAAAGGAGGAGAGGGAAAAUAAAAAUUAAAAAAAGCCGAAGCCCAUUCCUGGAACUA
Messenger RNA from Rhea pennata, 3563 nucleotides. RefSeq names its product ubiquitin associated protein 2 (gene UBAP2). Lineage: Eukaryota; Metazoa; Chordata; Aves; Rheiformes; Rheidae. The record is from RefSeq and is a predicted model, not a curated record. Gene Ontology annotation, molecular function: protein binding. Gene Ontology annotation, cellular component: nucleus; cytoplasm. The transcript is spliced from 28 exons. The coding region runs from base 128 to 3478 and encodes 1116 amino acids.